Messenger RNA from Ziziphus jujuba (common jujube), 6201 nucleotides. RefSeq names its product probable LRR receptor-like serine/threonine-protein kinase At1g56130. Gene Ontology annotation, biological process: protein phosphorylation. The transcript is spliced from 45 exons. Gene Ontology annotation, molecular function: protein binding; ATP binding; protein kinase activity. Bases 16 to 5994 code for a protein of 1992 amino acids. Lineage: Eukaryota; Viridiplantae; Streptophyta; Magnoliopsida; Rosales; Rhamnaceae. The record is from RefSeq and is a predicted model, not a curated record.
GUAAGAGAGGAAUUGAUGAUUGAAUUUUUAUUUUAUUUUAUUUUAUUUUAUUUUUUUGGCAGGCAUAUAGAUAAGAAUUUCUUCACUGGUCCCUUGCCUGCAUUUAUUGGAAAUUUGUCUCAGUUGAUGCGACUAUCCAUUGCUUACAAUGUAUUCUCUGGGUCAAUUCCCAAGGAGCUUGGAAACCUUAAGCAUCUAAUUUCACUUUCCUUAGCAAUAAAUAAUUUCUCUGGAACACUCCCUCCUGAACUUGGUAAUUUGGUCAAGCUUGAGAUACUUUACUUAAACAGUGCUGGAGUUGGUGGUGAAAUUCCCUCCACAUUUGGCAAUCUUCGAAACAUGCAAUUUAUGUGGGCAUCAGACUGUCCAUUCUCAGGCAAGAUUCCCGACUUCAUUGGGAACUGGACAAAGCUAACUAAUCUGAGAUUUCAAGGGAACUCUUUUGAAGGUCCAAUACCAUCCAGUUUUUCUCAAUUGACCUCAUUGACUUCUCUGCAAAUCAGUGAUAUAUACAAUGUGAGCUCUUCUCUUAAUUUCAUCAAAAAUUUGAAGCACUUGACUGUGUUAUUUUUAAGAAAUGCAUUAAUAAACGAUACCAUUCCAUCUGACAUUGGAGAAUUCCAAAAUUUGCAACUACUGGAUUUGAGUUUCAAUAACUUAAAAGGCCUACUCCCUAGAGCUUUGUUCAAUAUGAGUUCUCUUACAUCCUUAUUUCUUGGAAACAAUAAUUUGCAUGGACCACUCCCAUCAGAAAAGAGUGAUAAACUUCAGUAUAUAGAUUUGUCGUACAAUUACCUAUCAGGAAGUUUUCCAUCGUGGGUAGCCUCAAUAUCAGAACUAAACCUAGUGGCCAACAACUUCACAAUUGGCAGCACAAAUACUAUAGCUCCUCGUGGAUUGCAUUGCCUUCAAAGAAACUUUCCAUGCAAUAGAAAUAACCCACGCUUUGCAACCUUCUCAAUCAACAGUGGGGGACGAGAUAUAAGGGGAACUGUUGAUGGCAUCCUUUAUGAGGCCGAUGACACACCUCUUAGCCAAGUAAAGUUUUAUGUAUCUGAUACACAGAAAUGGGCAAUUAGCAAUGCGGGAUUGUUUUUAGAUAGAGAAGAUCCACUAUAUACUGUGAACACCGAAGCACAAAUCACUGGCUUCAAUGUGACUCCAGAGCUUUUCCAGACGGCAAGGAUGUCUCCAGGAUCUCUCAGAUACUAUGGUCUUGGUCUUGAGAAUGGACGUUAUACUAUAAUCAUGCAAUUUGCUGAAAUUGGUUUUGAUGAUCGAAGCUCACAAAAGUGGACAAGUCUAGGAAGGCGAGUGUUUGAUAUCUAUAUCCAGGGAAACCUUAAAUUGAAGGACUUCGACAUAUCAAAGGAAGCAGGAGGAGUUUUCAGAGCAGUUGUUAGGAAUUUCAAUGUUACAGUGACAGAGAACUAUCUUGUUGUUCAUCUUUUCUGGGCUGGUAAAGGGACCUGUUGCGUACCUAGUUAUGGUUAUUAUGGUCCACUGAUAUCAACUAUCCGUGCUGUUUCAGAUUUUCCCCCUACUGUUGCAAGAGGGAAAAGUAGAACAUGGUUGAUUGUUGGUAUUGCAGUCCCCGUUGGGAUUUUGUUCCUUGUUUUGGCAUUCGCAGUAUUCUAUAUGAGUAGAAAAACAGUCAAAGAUGAUGAAGAGCUUUUUGAAUUAGGCCCCCGAACAAACACUGUCACUUAUGCUGAAUUAAGAGCCGCCACUGAAGAUUUCAAUUCUUCAAACAAGCUUGGGGAGGGUGGAUAUGGCCCGGUUUACAAGGGUACACUCUCUGAUGGGAGGGCAGUAGCUGUAAAGCAACUUUCAGUUGCAUCACCGCAAGGAAAGAGUCAAUUUAUAACUGAAAUUGACACCAUAACUGCAGUACAACAUCGCAAUCUAGUGAAAUUGUAUGGAUGCUGCAUUGAAGGAAGUAGACGAAUCUUGGUUUAUGAAUAUCUUGAAAACAAAAGUGUCGAUCAAGCACUCUUUGAAAAAAAUGAAUUGCAUCUUGAAUGGCUUACUCGCUUCAAUAUAUGCUUGGGAACAGCUAGAGGACUUGCUUAUCUUCAUGAGGAAUCAAGGCCACGGAUUGUGCAUAGAGAUAUCAAAGCUAGUAAUAUAUUGCUUGAUGCUGAACUUUGUCCUAAAAUAUCAGAUUUUGGACUGGCCAAGCUCUAUGAUGACAAGAAAACUCACAUUAGCACUCGAAUUGCAGGGACAAUAGGAUAUCUGGCACCAGAGUAUGCAAUGCGUGGGCACCUGACAGAAAAGGCAGAUGUUUUCAGUUUUGGUGUUGUUGCUUUGGAGAUUCUCAGCGGGAGACCAAACUCCGACAACAGCUUAGACUGUGAAAAGAUUUAUCUCCUUGAAUGGGCAUGGACAUUACGUGAAAAGAAGCAGAGUUUGGGGCUGGUGGAUCCUAGAUUAACAGAGUUUGAUGAAGACGAAGCCACCAGAGUGAUCGGAGUGGCUCUGCUUUGCACUCAAGCAUCACCGAUGAUGCGACCGGCAAUGUCACGUGUGGUGGGCAUGCUUACUGGAGAUAUUGAAUUAGACACUAGUGGUAUAUCAAAGCCAAGUUAUUUGACAGAUUGGAAUUUUAAAGAUACAACAAUGAGCUUCCUUGAGGAGGAGGAUUCUACUCCAUUAACUAAAUCCAUGGAAAGCAAUUCCAACGACAAGAUUCAACAUGGCACUACAACUAGUUCAAGCCCUGGUGUUGAUAUUUCACCUUCUCCUGUAAAUGUUACUGAAGCAAUGUUUAGCGACAUUAUCAAAGAUGGAAGAAUCAUUUUCAAGUUUUAUGUAAACCUAAAGAAGAUGAGUCUGAGCUGGUUGAAGACGCCGUCCUUCCGUCCUCGCUUGCAUUCUUGCUUUUGGUGGCCUUUUAUCUUCUUCUUCUUCUUCUUCUUCAUAUCACCUAACAAUUCAAUAGCUCAAAACGCCACCACAGACCCUUCUGAAGUGAAGGCGUUGAACUCAAUUUUCAAAAAAUGGGAUACAAAAGCGGUGGAAAACCUGUGGAAUAUAAGUGGAGAGCCAUGCAGCGGAUCUGCAAUAAAUGGGACAGACUGGGAGGACCCUGCUAAUAACCCUUCCAUCAAAUGUGACUGUUCUUUUCAAAAUGCCACCAUUUGUCACAUCACUCAAUUGAGAGUCUAUGCUUUGGACAAAACAGGAGUGAUUCCAGAAGAGAUUACAGCUUUCAAAUACCUGGCCUUUUUGAAGCUGGACCAAAAUUACUUCACUGGUCCCUUGCCUGCAUUUAUUGGAAACUUAUCUGCACUACAGCUGCUAUCCAUUUCAAUCAAUGCAUUCUCAGGGACAAUUCCAAAGGAGCUUGGAAACCUCAAGGAUCUUAAUAUGCUUGCCUUUGGAUCAAAUAAUUUUUCGGGAACGCUCCCUUCAGAACUUGGUAACUUGCUCAAGCUUGAGCAAAUCUACAUGGACAGUGCUGGGGUUGGUGGUGAAAUUCCUUCCACAUUCUCUAACCUUCGUAACAUGCAAAUUAUGUGGGCAUCAGACAAUCCAUUCACAGGCAAGAUCCCUGACUUCAUUGGAAACUGGACAAAGCUAACUACUUUGAGAUUUCAAGGGAACUCUUUUGGUGGACCAAUACCAUACAGUUUUUCUCAAUUGGCGUCACUGAAUUCUCUGAGGAUCAGUGAUAUAUACGAUGUGAGCUCUUCUCUUAAUUUCAUAAACAAUUUGAAGAACUUGACUGACUUAGUUUUAAGAAAUGCAUUGAUAAAUGGUAGCAUUCCAUCUGAUAUUGGAGAAUACCAAAGUUUACAAAUACUGGAUCUAAGUUUCAAUAACUUGAAAGGCGAACUCCCAAAUGCUUUGUUCAAUAUGAGUUCUCUUGCAAACUUAUAUCUUGGAAACAAUAGCUUGUCAGGAAACCUUCCUAGGCAAAAGAGUGAUACACUUCAGACCAUAGAUUUGUCCUACAAUUACUUAUCAGGAAGUGUUCCAUCAUGGGUAUCCUCAAUAUCCGAACUGAACUUAGUGGCCAACAACUUCACAUUUGAUAGGUCAAACGUAUCAGUUUUUCCUGGACUGAAUUGCCUUCAAAGAAACUUUCCAUGCAAUAGAAAUACCCCACGCUAUGCAAACUUCUCAAUCAAAUGUGGAGGACCAGAGAUGAAAGCAAGCAAUGGCAUCACUUAUGAGGCCGAUAAUUCAUCUCUUGGUCCAGCAAUGUUUUAUUUAUCCAGUACAGAGAAAUGGGGAAUUAGUAAUGUUGGAUUCUUUGCUGAUAGACAAGCUCCACAAUAUUUUGAGAACACCCUAACACAAGUCACCGGAACGGAUCUGACCCCAGAGCUUUUCCAGACUGCAAGGAUGUCUCCAGGAUCUCUUAGAUAUUAUGGUCUUGGUCUUGAGAAUGGAUCUUACACCAUAACUCUACAAUUUGCAGAAAUUGGUUUUGAAGAUCGAAGCUCACAAACUUGGAAAAGUCUAGGAAGGCGUGUUUUCGAUAUCUAUAUCCAGGGAAGGCGCAGGUUGAAGGACUUCGACAUAUCAAAGGAAGCAGGUGGAGUUAAUAGGGUAACUGAGAGGAAAUUCAAUGUUACAGUGACAGAGAACUAUCUUGACAUUCAUCUUUUCUGGGCUGGCAAAGGGACCUGUUGCAUACCCAGUCAAGGUUAUUAUGGUCCAUUAAUAUCAACUGUCCGUGCUGCUCCAGAUUUUACUCCUACUGUUUCCGGACUUCCACCAACUAUUGUUAAGGGAAGGAAGAACAGGACAGGGUUGGUUGUUGGCAUUGCAGUCCCUGUUGGGAUUUUGGGCUUCAUGUUGGUAUCUGCUGUAUUCUAUAUGAGGAGAAAAAAAGACAAUGAUCUUGAGGAAGAGCUCUUCGAAUCAGGCAACCGACCAAACAUUUUUGGUUAUGCUGAAUUAAAAGCUGCCACAGAAGACUUCAAUCCUUCAAAUAAGCUUGGAGAGGGUGGAUACGGCCCUGUGUACAAGGGUACACUUUCUGAUGGGAGGGUAGUAGCCGUAAAGCAACUUUCAGUAGCAUCACAUCAAGGGAAGAAUCAAUUUAUAACUGAAAUUGACACCAUAUCUGCUGUACAACAUCGCAAUCUAGUGAAAUUGUUUGGAUGCUGCAUUGAAGGGAAUAGACGCAUCUUGGUCUAUGAGUAUCUUGAAAACAAAAGCGUUGAUCAGGCACUUUUUGAAAAAAAUGAGUUGCAUCUUGACUGGCUCACUCGCUUCAAUAUAUGCUUGGGAACAGCAAGAGGACUUGCUUAUCUUCAUGAGGAAUCAAGGCCACGGAUUGUACAUCGAGAUGUCAAAGCUAGUAAUAUAUUGCUUGAUGCAGAACUUUGUCCUAAAAUAUCUGAUUUUGGACUGGCAAAGCUCUAUGAUGACAAGAAAACCCACAUCAGCACGCGAAUUGCAGGAACAAUAGGAUAUUUAGCACCAGAGUAUGCAAUGCGUGGGCACCUGACAGAAAAGGCAGACGUUUUCAGUUUUGGUGUUGUUGCUUUGGAGAUUCUCAGCGGGAGACCAAACUCCGACAACAGCUUAGACAGCGAAAAGAUUUUCCUCCUUGAAUGGGCAUGGACUUUACAUGAAAGGAAACAGACUGUGGGGCUGGUGGAUCCUAGAUUAACUGAGUUUGAUGAAGAUGAAGCUACCAGAAUGAUUGGAGUGGCUCUGCUUUGCACUCAAGCAUCACCAAUGAUGCGACCGGCAAUGUCGCGUGUGGUGGGAAUGCUUGCAGGAGAUAUUGGAAUAGACACUAGUGAUGUAUCAAAGCCAAGUUAUCUAACAGAUUGGAAUUUUAAAGAUGUAACAAGAAGCUUCUUGGAGGAGGAGGAUCCUACUCCAUCAGCUACAUCUAAGGAUAGUAAGAGCCAUGACAAUAUUCAACAUGGCAACCCAACUAGUUCUAGCCCUGCUGUUGAUAUAUCACCUUCUCCUGUAAAUGUUACUGAAACAAUGUUCAGUGACAUUAUUAAAGAUGGUAGGUAAGAAUGCCUCCUCUCUUUAGAUUUUUGAGGGCUACUCUAGUUUCCACUAAUGGUGAAAAUUCAUGCAUAUGUAGUAGAGUGAGAUUGUAUCAAUCAGAUUAUUAUGCUCUGGAAAAAUAUUUAUCACAUUUAUUUUGGAUUGAUGUAUCAAUAAGUUGGAUUUAGUUAAGUGAAGUAAAUAAUAAGCUUUAAAAAAAUUAUGCAAAUA